UCCGUGUGUGCCGAUCAACCGACUGUUGGAGAUGAACGUUUGAAAGUGAUACGAACAGCUGUUCUUCAAAGCAAAAUUUCCUUGGACUCCUAAAUUCUUCAGGAUCAUAGAGAAGGGGAGCAUAUAUAGUAUUUUUUCUUUCUCUGUGUUGAGGACCAAUGGAAAGAUCAGAAUCCAUUUAUAACAAUCUGAUAUCGCAUCUGGAUUGUUUCUAGGCCAUCGAAACAACUUUUGUUUUGGGAGCAAUAUUUUUACCAUAAAAUUGUACCAGUUACCUGUUUUAUAGUAGCGAUGGUGAUUCCUUCCUUACAACCUCUGUGCGAGUUGAGCGCCGUUCAUAUUGCCUAUUUGAUGUGGUGUCGUCACGAUUUGAUUACAGAGUCCCAUAAAAGAGUACUUUCUGAUGAAUUGGUUGGUGUCGUAUUAUCCGAAGUACAAAGUCUUAAUCUGCCAAAAAGAGUGAAACCAUUUAUCUCAUAUAAUGUGAAACCAGUUGGCAGACGCUUGCUUGUUUUACUCACUCUGUGGCUACGAAAGACUAAGCCCAAUGAUUCUGGGAAUCAUCUAACCAUGAACAUGUUCUAUGAAUGUCUUGAGGUGAACGCUGACGGAUUGAUAAAUUAUUCUAAAACAGCUGAGAAAAUGUUGCACAGUGGAAUUCUCGACAGCACAGUUGCCUUCCGUCUGGCUUCUAUAAAUUACCUGGAGGCGGAAGUUUUGAAGUUAUGGCCGUCUGUAAAGCACUAUUUCUUGAAUAAGAUAGUGCAGGAAAGUGAACGACCCGGCACUUCCGAUGAAGAAAUGGAGGAACCUGACGACGAAAUGGUUCGCAAUUCUCUUUCAGAGACGCCUGGAAGAAGAGAUUACUCUACUGUUUUCUCAAACAUAAAAGAACCUUGUGAAGUUUUAUAUUGGAUUGGUUACUGUUUGUCGAAAGAGAAUGCCGUUACAAUGGAUGAAGUGCCACAUUUUUCGGGUGAUAAUGACUGGCUCGGAUUUUCUUUGGCAUCCGCUGCUCACUAUGGUAACAUCAGCCGUUUCGAGCAUUUUGAGAAGAGUCGCGUUAUAACCAUGAAGUAUGAUUAUAUGUGGAUAAUGGAAAAACUUUUCAAGUCAAAAGAUGAAGACAAUCAACAGCCAUGUUUUGUUUUCAUCUUUAAGCGUUUAGACUCGGAAGAAAAGGCCAGGCUCUUUCAACAAUUCCCGCGAGAGACUAUAUCUCAGUUUCUUCAGUGGCCUUUAUCAGUAACGUUUCGGGACAAUGCUGAAGAGGUGUGGAACUUCAUUCCAGAUUCACAUAAAGACUGGGUAUUUAUUAAAAUAUUUACAAUACUUUUUCAGAAAAGUUCCAUGCUACUUUACACACGACUUACCAUAAUGCAUUACCUUGGAUUGACGAAAAAGAUGCCUGGCAUAGUAACCGGAAUAUACAACACCGAUCACCUCAGGUCUAUUUGGUCUACCUUAUGGGAAAUUAGCCCGAAUGAUUACAAAUUACAUGUCUUGGAAUUGUUUGUUUUCUCAGGCCUUGUGCUUUGUAGUCCAAAGCCUUACGCAUUCAUUACGUGCUUCGAAAGUUCAGGCCUGAAAUCGAAGUUGUUGGAUUUUUUCAACUCGGAUGGAUCGUACAUUUUGAAACUGUACGAAGGAAAAAACCUGAAAGAAUCAUUGCGGACACUUAUUGCUAAACAUAUGCCCAACGAUUAUAAAUACUUAUACGGGCAUUUGAUUUCACGAAUUACACCAAAAGCUCGUGGGCAUUUCGUUAGAAUGAAAACUUUGCUUCAACUCCGAACGAGAAGCGCUAAGAUGAGUCGGUCAACUCCGGUUCAUCAAGACUUUGUGAGAUACGUCCAUAAUUGUUUGUCUCCACCGAUUGACAUUGAUGAAGCUUUUUAAUCCUGUGACGAAUGACGUUUUUAUGCUUGCCAUCGGUUUGCACCGUUCAAAUUGACUUUAAUUUUGGUUUGUAAAUUAUUUGAUAUUUUUUCGGCGAGUAUUUUUGUUAUUUCUUAUCUAUGCCGGGAGCCAUAUAGCAAGAAAACUUUCAUGAUCAUUUGGAUUGCUGACAAAUGUUAAAAAUGCGACGUCAUCUCAACUGUGUUAAAAACAAUAAUCCUAUCAUAUCUUGUAUAAAAAAUAAGGAUCCAAGAGAUCCUGUCAUUUGUUUUCUCAUUGAAUUUUGAAAUGCAGUAAGUUCUCUACUAAAAAUGAAGGAAAAUGUGUGUCGUAUGUGGUUGCUCUGCAGGCAGAACGCUCUAACCAAAGUUACUGCUUUAUAGGAUGGGAAUAUGCAUUUUCUACUUGAACCUUUUAUUCCCAGACAUUUUUCUUAAAAUUUUAAUAAUUUUAAAAUUUAGCAGAAUUUUUUUUUUUUUUUUUCGUUAGUAUUUCUUAGGGCUAUUAUAUUACAAAAUCGAUGUUUGUAGCUUCCUAGUGUUUGUAUAUAUAUAUAUAUAUAUAUAUAUAUAUAUAUUGAUAUUUAUUCAAUUUGUGUGCCAUUUUGAAAGCAUUUAUGUGUCAGUCUUCUCUUGAAUGUUCAAUCGAUGUUUGCUGCGAUAUAUUUCACUGUUGAUAUUUAAUUAUUUAAACCGAUUUUUUUUUAUUUCUGGAAAUGUUUGAUCAUGUAUUUUUGUUCUUUUAUUGAAAGCUUCUAUUUGAAAGGAAGAAAUGAAGAUUCUCUGUUUGUUUUGCUACAUUAUUUCGCAGUGUAAA
This is a messenger RNA of Argiope bruennichi, 2715 nucleotides long. RefSeq lists its product as uncharacterized. The coding region runs from base 292 to 1899 and encodes 535 amino acids. NCBI's taxonomy places the organism in Eukaryota, Metazoa, Arthropoda, Arachnida, Araneae, Araneidae. The transcript is spliced from 2 exons. The record is from RefSeq and is a predicted model, not a curated record.